GGUGCGCCCCAGCCCGGCCCCUGCCUGCGCGAUUGCACGGAGGGGAGGGGACCGCGGCGGCGCCAGACCCUUGGGGGCGCGCACUCCUUUGCAAGUUCCAAAGCCACCGGGUGCCCGGGCCCUCCCCGCGGCGACGGAGUGACCGCGCCAGGGCCCCGGGGGGCGCGUGGUUGGUACCCAGGAAUACUCAGACGAGUGCCGGGCCCCCGGGGGAGGGGAAAAAAAAGUUGGGAAUUGUUGGUAAGGACCCGGUGCGACGGAGAAAGGGGAUGUGCUUGCUGCGCAGGGCGAGUUGUGGGACGGACAAGCAUGUGAGCGAGCUAGCUGGCUAUUCUCCCGAGGCGUGCGGGAGCCGAAAGGGGGAAAAGUAAUUAUUAGAGUCUUUCCUGUGCCCAUCGAUGCCUUUCACGAGGCACCCAGUUGUUAAUAUAAGGUUAGUAAGGAGAAAUAGAGCGUGCCUAAGUAACGUUUGAGACAUCGCAGUUGUGUUCGCUUGGCUUUCUUUGGUUAUGAGUUUAAUUUCAUCCACAGAAUACAGUAGCAUUGAGAAAGCAGCGUCCGGAAUGGGUCUGGGAAGGGCCAGAGAUGGGUUGAGCUGGGUCUGGCGGCUCCUAGCUGUAAUCUAGCAUUUGGGAGGUGGAGGCAGGAGGGUCCUGAAUUCAAGGCCACCCUUUAGUCACAGAGCAAAUUUCAAAGUCAGCCUGGGCCGCAUAAGGCCCUGUCUCAAAAAGAAAAAGAAAGAAAACAAGUGUGAGUUUUAUUUGGAGGUUUGAAAGGACAACAUUGAUAGACAACUAAAAGGACAAUCCUUACUCCUUCCUUGGUAGCUAAAGGAGCUGUAUAAUGGUGUUCGAGUCUACUUGUGGCAUUUGGCAUUGUCAGGGAGGAGGACAGAAUUAAUGACGAGAGAAACUUUAGGAAGUUAAAUCAAAGACCCGAGCCCGUAGUUUUGGUAGUACGGAGGACUUUUCAGUAGAUCCUUCACUCGUUUGGAAGACUCCUAGCUUGACGCUCACAGCCCACGCCCCCCCUUUUAAAACGUACAGCCUGGCUUCAUAGCCCAGACUGUCCUAGAACUGCUGAUUGAUACUCCUGGCCCAGCUUUCCAAGUGCUGGAAUUAUGUGUAUACACUAUUGCACCUGGCCUCUUAGGCUUUUAAAAAGGAUUUGUUUAUUUUUGUGUUGUGUGUUUGAGUGUUCCCCUACAUGUAUGUAAGUCUACCGUGUGGUUCUGUUGCCUGAAGAGGCCAGAAGACGGUGUCAGGUCCCCCGGAACUAGAAUUCCGGACAUGUGGGUGGCGGGCAUGAAACCUGGGUCCUCUGCAUGAAUGGCAGAGCUGUCUCUGCAAUCCCAGCUUCUUAGGGUUUCCAGACCAAGCUAAUUGAUUUUUUUUCUCAUCCCUUUGGGAUUUUCUGACGGUUCUCUAGUUGGGUGUAUGCAGGGAACGGACCAUUCUCUUCCUCUCGUUCUCUGGGUUUCCUUGUCCGUGCUCCCCUGGUCGCCCAGGGCACAUCCAGAACGGUGGUUUUCUCUCCCGGACAGAACCCUUUUCCCAGGGAUCUUUGCUACCUUUUUUUUUUCUUUUUCUGUCGUCUUGUCCACAGAUUGACCUUGUGGAUAGAGGCGGCUUCCUAGGAUUGCUAAGAUGGGCAUGAGAAUCAAACUGCAAAGCAACAACCACCCUAACAACCUGCUGAAGGAACUCAACAAGUGCCGGCUGUCAGAGACCAUGUGUGAUGUCACGAUUGUGGUGGGGAGCCGCUCCUUCCCCGCCCACAAGGCCGUGUUGGCCUGCGCAGCUGGCUACUUCCAGAACCUGUUCCUGAACACCGGGCUCGACGCCGCCCGGACCUACGUGGUGGACUUCAUCACCCCCGCCAACUUCGAGAAGAUUCUGAGCUUCGUCUACACCUCCGAGCUCUUCACAGACCUGAUCAACGUGGGGGUCAUCUAUGAGGUCGCCGAGCGCCUGGGUAUGGAAGACCUGCUCCAGGCCUGCCACUCGACGUUCCCCGACCUAGAGAGCACCGCAGUGGCUAAGUCCUUGACCAGCACCGGUAGCAGCCAGUCUGCUGCUCUGAGAUGUCCUUCGGUGGAUCCCACCCACCCGCUGGGGGAACUCCGGGGGACUGGGGAACCCUUUGGUCCCGAGAGAAACUAUGUGUUGCCUGCUGAUGCUGGAGGGAGCUAUAAAGAGGAAGAGAGGAGUGUGGCCAGUGACACUAAUCACAGCUUGUCCCUGCCACCACUGCCACCAAAGACAGAAGACCAGGACGCCCCUGUUCCGUUCACGUCUGUUCCUAGUAUGGUGGCCCAGCCAGUCCUCGGCACCGUCAGCACGGGCAUCCAGACCGGCCCGAGUUCUUGCCAGCCAUACAAAGUUCAGAGCAAUGGAGACUUCGGCCGAAACAGUUUCUUCCCCUCCGACAGUGCCGUAGAUGUAGCAACCGGGACCAAUUCCUCUCUGAGCAACAGCGACCACGCCAAGGAUCCAGGCUUCGGGCAGGUGGAUGAGCUGCAGCUGGAGGACCUGGGCGACGAUGACUUGCAGUUCGAGGACCCGGCUGAAGAGAUGGGGAUGGCUGAGGAGGUGAUCGAGCUGAGCGACGACAGCGAGGACGACCUGACUUUUGGGGAGAGCGACAGCCGAGAGAAUAAGGCCAUGCCCUGCCAGGUGUGCAAGAAGGUUCUAGAGCCCAACAUUCAGCUGAUACGGCAGCAUGCCCGGGACCACGUGGACUUGCUCACGGGCAACUGCAAGGUCUGUGAGACCCACUUCCAGGACCGAAACUCCCGGGUGACCCAUGUCCUGUCCCACAUUGGUAUCUUCCUGUUCUCCUGUGACAUGUGUGAAACCAAGUUCUUUACCCAGUGGCAGUUAACCCUGCAUCGACGGGAUGGGAUAUUUGAGAACAACAUCGUCGUCCACCCUAAUGAGCCCCUCUCGGGGAAACUGGGUCUCUUUUCAGGGGCAGCCUCCCCUGAGUUGAAAUGUGCCACUUGUGGGAAAGCAUUGGCCAAAGAUUUCCACGUGGUCCGGGGCCACGUCCUUGACCAUCUGAACUUGAAGGGCCAGGCCUGCAGCGUCUGUGACCAGCGCCACCUCAACCUAUGCAGCCUCAUGUGGCACACGCUCUCUCAUCUGGGCAUUUCGGUGUUCUCCUGUUCGGUCUGUGCCAGUAGCUUCGUGGACUGGCACCUUCUGGAGAAGCACAUGGCUGUGCACCAGAGCCUGGAGGACACGCUGUUCCGCUGCCACCUGUGCAGCCAGAGCUUCAGGUCCGAGGCCGCCUACCGCUACCACGUCAGCCAGCACAAAUGCAACAGUGGCCUGGACGCGCGGCCUGGCUUGGGGCUGCAGCACCUAGCCCUCCAGAAGCGGAAGCUGCCGCCGCCGCCGCCGCCGCCGGCGGAGGAGUUUUUGAGUGAGGAGCUGGCUUUGCAGGGCCAGCCCGGGAACAGCAAGUACAGCUGUAAGGUCUGCGGGAAGAGGUUCGCCCACACGAGCGAGUUCAACUACCACCGGCGGAUCCACACGGGCGAGAAGCCGUACCAGUGUAAGGUCUGCCACAAAUUCUUCCGCGGCCGCUCGACCAUCAAGUGCCACCUCAAGACGCACUCGGGGGCCCUCAUGUACCGCUGUACCGUCUGUGGCCACUACAGUUCCACCCUCAACCUUAUGAGCAAACACGUCGGCGUGCACAAAGGCAGCCUUCCGCCCGACUUCACCAUCGAGCAGACCUUCAUGUACAUUAUCCAUUCCAAAGAGACGGAAAAGAACCCGGACAGCUGACUGGGUCUCUGUGGAGCCAGAGGGAGCUCCCAGGUGGCAGCCGGGACAGUGCUUCUCUAAAGGUGGCUGACCCUGCCCAGCUGAUGCCACAGCUUUGCCUUGCUAAGAAUUCUGUUCUGUAUUGUGUGGAAAGAAGAGAGAUAGCACAUGAGCUGUUACUGUUUCUGCGAAGCAGCAGCCCUGUUACAUUUACCUCCUUACCUGUUCUAUCCUUGAUUCUUUGGAGGCUGGUCUUUAGGAUCUAGUCAAGUGGCCCUGCAAACUAGGUCCCCUUGCCAGUUUCUCUAGUUUUAGUUUACUGAUAGUUUUUAUGCUGCUAAGGAUCUGACCAACAGCCUCACUGCAUAGAAGAGGUGGAGAGAGGUUUUCACUGUGGGUGUGACUGCCCGACUCUUGGGGGGACAACAGCGAUGAGAAGGUUUGGGGAUGUGGUCAUUCAGAAGGGGCUGGCAGCAGGGUAGUUCAUCUUGGGUCCUCCCUCCCUCCUCACUGGGGACAAGGGCUUGGGGAGCUGAGGGUGCCGCUUGCUCCGCAGGUCAGAUUGCCCGAGUGGACAGUGAAAAUCUCUUGGCAGCUAGAUCCAAACCGAGGGCAGAGCUUUCUGUUUAGGUUGGAAAGCUUUGAGUGUCCCAUGGUGCCACAGAUGGGGAGCCUGGAUGGAUGGAAGAAGAUGCCCCUCUUUUUCCUUGUUUCCAAAGAAACAUGAUUUUUUUAGAGUGCAACCCUGGAGGUCAAGCCUUCUGUCACGAGCAGAGACAGGGCGAGUUCAGUGUCACCUGGCCGCCCCCUGGGCACGGAGGGGGCCCCUCUGACAGCGCAGUCUUGCCUUAAUUCACACCGAGUCCCCCACUCAGGGUGGUUUGACCUCCAGUGUAGAUGAGAAGGGACCCGAGUAACUGGUGGCCCACGGCAGGGCAGGGCGUGCAGCAGGGCAGGGCGUGCGUUCUGGCUGUCCCACCUGGGUAACUUGUUUACUUGUGGUGAAGUGUAGAGUUUGGCAGCUGAGCCCCAUGUCAUUGUGUGGCCGCCAGGGGGCGCUCUUGGAUGCUCGCUGGCUUAGGCCUUCCGUGGCUGUUAGGCUCCUUUCUUAGUCUUAGAAGGGGCCUUGCCCAAAAGAGGCAGGAGGAGAGGACCCUUGAUCUUGCAUACUUACAAGAUGGCACUUCAGUAGUUCAUACUACCUCAGCCUGCCCAGGUGAGCUCUGAGAGUCCCUGGUUUGGGGCCUGGCCACUGACACUACCCCGUGGGACUCAGCAGCACUCUGGGCUGUUUCAUAAGCGAGUGGUUUUGAUUAACUCACAAAGCCUUUUUAGACAUUAAAUAUUUAUUUAUUUUUUGUUUUGUUUUGUAUACGAACUACCCAGCAUCUCUUUUUGAUAAGUGUCUUCAGGAAAAUUAGUUUCUCUCAGACCAGGAACCAUAUUCUACCGUUGGUCAUGGCUGUGGAUUUGGAGAAGGGGGGGGUAACUGAGAAAGAAUGUGCCAGGCCUUCGAAACAGCACACUUUCGCUUCUCCAGGCGUAGUCUCUAGCAGAACAGAUCCAGAUCGAGUAACAUGGAGAAGGUUUUUACCCUCCGGCUGGGGGAGCCUCCCAUCCGACAGGCAAACCAAAGCUGUGUCCUUGUUGGGCCGGCUGCCCCUUCCCCCAGCCGUGGACUGAGAAAGCCUGUGAGUUAGUGCUCAGGGCAUUCUGGUGAGUCAAAUGGUGAGACUCGAACCGGGGCCAGGCAAAGGCCGCCCUGCGCUGUCUAAACUUGUGACAUUUUCAUCAGGAAAUCGUUGCUGUGACUCUUAAGUUCAGGCUUCCCAUCUUCUUGUGCUGGGGAGUGUAACAAGCUACCGUGGUGUAUCUGCUGAUCUUUCCAGACGCAGGAGGCCCUCCUAAGACUGCUGGUGAAGCGUGAGUGUGGGAUGUCUGAUUUGAGAGGGUGCACUUACCUGAUCUCGGCCCGGUCCCUGAGAGCGGAGAAACCCUUUUCCUUAGCCUAUGGCACCACGGAUGCUGGGUGGUCUGUGUACUUAACCUGAAACUGUGAAGUUUUCCCUUUUUGCCAUAAACCAAAAAGCAGAUCUUUGAAGUUUUGCCCUUUAAACACUAAAAAACCAAACUGUACCCUCUGAUCCCGUGAGGUUAGUUGGUCAGGGAGGUCAGGUUGGUCCCAGUCAGACAUGUAGCACGCGGAAUCCGAGGCUCCCGCGGUCCCCUGUCCAAACCAUGCCUCUGGGUGUCGCCCCACGUUCACACCUGUCUCUCCUCGUGUGUGAAGUUGUUUGCUUUUCCCGAAGCCGAUUCCUCCUCCUCCUGAGUGGAUUUACUUGAAACAGUACACGGCGGCAGUGAAGGGUACUCAAGGCUGCCUGGUGGGCAGUGUCAGUUUUAUUUUGUGUGUUCAGUUUUUAAUGCCCCUUUGAUUUCACCUUCUCCUCCCCUCUGGAUUCCCACUUGGUACCUAUCCCCUCCUGUAGAUGUGAAUGUUCCGUCUCUGCCUGGUGCCCCCCCCCCCUUGGUCAGGACCGGCUGCACAAUCUUCAGCACUCCCUUGGCCAGCAAUCGUUAGGGCUGUCUAGCUGGCUUUUGAAGAGCAUUAAGCCACACCAGGACAUCCCUAGCUUGUUUCCUAAGGGGAAUUGUAAUGUUGGUGUGGCCUGCUGGCAUAAACAGCGUGGACGGCUUGUGGCCAGAGGACAGGCUAUGUUCUUGCAGGAGGGUGACCCCUGAUGGCUCAGUGAUGCCACACACUGGCUGGAAGCGCUACUGGAUGAGCCCCAGUGAUUGGUUCUAAGUUUUAAGAUUCUGUGGAGUCCCCGCAGUUCAUGAUUAGUUGGGGAGAAAAGAGGUGGUGUUGGUGGGGGUCAGGUAACCAUGAGAACCAGGAAAUAGGUAAGAAUGUUUUACUUUAUUGUGACAUGUUCACAGCCCCUUGUUUACAGGGCAAACCUGUAAACUUCAGUACUUUGUACCCAGGCAGGAUUUUGCUACUGAUUGUCUUCCUUUCUGGCUUCCUGCUGUGCCCUCUCCACCAGACCCUAGACUACUCAGCUUUGAAAGUUAAUUUAACCUUUCUAGACGGACACUGAGUUUGUUGGCAUGGGAGUGGGCCUGUGAUGUGGUCUCUGCCUAUUCGGGAGUACCUCCAUGUCCUCUCCCCCAAAUCUUGUACCAGGUUAGUCAGGAAGAGGGUACACAGCAUUCGCUUCAACGUUACUUAGAUCAUCAUCAAGGUCAGGACAGAGACGACACUUGUGAUGAUGAUGUCUUGACCCCUUCCUUCCCUGUGAGCCCCCCCCCCCCAGUAGCUCAAGUCUCUUACGAAGCAGAGAAGCUGCUGCGUCUAACUCCUUCCAUUAAAUUAAGUACUGACCUCCUAAUAUUUAAGUGUUUACUAUCUGCUGUAAAGUUUUGUAUAUUUUGUAAACCUUUUUCCCCAAAUAGUAGACGUCUAAAAUCGUACAUCUGAUUCUUUUAUAUUCCAUUGUUCAGCACAAAGUGUGGUUUUUAUUUAGAAUAAAAAAGGAAAAAAGAAAGGGA
Messenger RNA from Peromyscus maniculatus bairdii (prairie deer mouse), 7325 nucleotides. The record is from RefSeq and is a predicted model, not a curated record. Lineage: Eukaryota; Metazoa; Chordata; Mammalia; Rodentia; Cricetidae.